This is a messenger RNA of Ostrea edulis (European flat oyster), 4305 nucleotides long. Its product is annotated as multifunctional procollagen lysine hydroxylase and glycosyltransferase LH3-like. Lineage: Eukaryota; Metazoa; Mollusca; Bivalvia; Ostreida; Ostreidae. Gene Ontology annotation, cellular component: endoplasmic reticulum. Gene Ontology annotation, molecular function: procollagen-lysine 5-dioxygenase activity; iron ion binding; L-ascorbic acid binding. The transcript has 20 exons. The coding region runs from base 193 to 2379 and encodes 728 amino acids. Gene Ontology annotation, biological process: peptidyl-lysine hydroxylation. The record is from RefSeq and is a predicted model, not a curated record.
CUACAUAAACUCUAGAGCAUUUCCGAAGGAAUUUUCGGAUUGCAAACAAGAAGAAAACACAUGGGUCAGGGUUGAAGCUGUAGAUUUCGGCUGUGGUGUCGGAUUACAUCGCAGAAGCUUCUAGUUGCCACAUCAUCGAUUCUGGAGAACUGGUGGAAUGAAUUAAAAGUUUAGGAGUUAUAGCAUUCUAAGAUGGAAAGUUUUAAACUGGUUGUGUUUAUGAACACUCUUAUCUUGAGUUUUGUUUCCUAUUCGGUGGCUUUGACAGAUAACGAGCUAAAGCUGAUAACAAUAGCCACUGAUGUCACUGAUGGAUUUAGAAGAUAUCUGAGGUCAACAAAUAAGUAUGGUUUGGAUGUGGAGGUGUAUGGGAUGGGACAAGACUGGAGGGGUGGGGAUGUGGCCAACCAUGCUGGCGGAGGUCACAAAGUCAACAUCCUAAAAAAAGAACUUGAGAAAUACAAGGACCAAGAAAAUCUCAUUCUCAUGUUUACAGACAGCUAUGACGUUGUUCUAACAGCUGGCAAGGCAGAAAUUUUGGAAAAGUUCAACAAAUUUAACUCCAGGGUUGUGUUUUCUGCGGAAGGAUUUUGUUGGCCAGAUCCCUCAUUAGCUGAAUCAUAUCCACAAGUAAAGCCAAAUGAAAAUCGGUACCUUAACUCAGGAGGAUACAUUGGUUAUGCAAAGGACCUGUAUGAGAUGAUAACCCACCGUGAAAUAAAGGAUACAGAUGAUGAUCAAUUGUAUUUCACCAACAUCUUCCUGGACAAGACACUGCGGAAAAAAUGGAGUAUGAAGCUUGAUGUAAAAUCUGAGAUUUUCCAGAACAUGAAUGGAGCUUUAGAUGAUGUCACAAUCAAAUUCAAAAGUGAACAUAGCUUUGCUUACAAUGAAAAAACUGGGAGUACUCCAAUUGUGGUGCAUGGAAAUGGUCCUAUCAAGCCUGAAUUUAACAGAUUCUCCAAUUAUCUGGCAGAUGGCUGGACAACACAGAGUGGAUGUCUUGCCUGUAAGGAAGACACUAUCAGCAUCAGAAAUUUGAAAGAUGAAGAAUUCCCCACUGUUUUGCUGUCACUUUUCUUUGAACGUCCAAGUCCAUUUGCUGAGGAAUUCCUGGAGAGAAUAGCUAGUCAGAAGUAUCCCAAAUCAAGGGUUGACCUGUUCAUUCACAACAACGUGGAAUUCCACAACAAGGAUGUGGCGAAUUUCUUGGAGAAAUACAAUGAUCUGUAUAGGUCUGCCACCAUAUUGAUGCCAUCGGACGGAAUCAGUGAAUCGGCAGCCAGAAACUGGGCCAUUGAAGUGUGUAAGCAGAAAAGUGACCAGUACCUGUUUUCAGCAGAUGUGUAUGCUCAGAUCACAGACCCAGAUGCAUUGAUAGAUCUCAUAGAACAAAACAGGACUGUUUUGGCUCCCACACUGACACGCCCCUUCAAGCUCUGGUCCAAUUUCUGGGGAGCUGUGAACCGGGAAGGCUGGUAUGCUAGAUCAGAGGACUACAUAGACAUUGUGGAGAGGAAGAGAAUAGGACUGUGGAAUGUACCAUACAUCACAAGUGCAUACCUCAUCCAUGGAUCUCUGAUGAAGGAUAUAAGAGACAUUUUUGCUAUGGAAAACACAGAACCAGACAUGGCAUUUUGUAUAGGUCUUAGAAAAAAGGGUAUUUUCAUGUAUGCCACCAACAGAAAGACCUUGGGUCAUCUUGUGGAUUACGAUGACAUGGAUACCUCUCAUCUUCACAAUGACCUGUAUCAACUCAUGCGGAACCCCUAUGAUUGGGAGCUGAAGUAUAUACAUGAAAAUUAUUCCCAGAGUCUCGAACAAGACAGCCAACUGGAACAGCCAUGUCCAGAUGUUUUCUGGAUGCCCAUUGUGAAUGUCAAGUUUUGUGAUGAGCUUGUGGAGGAAUUGGAACAUCUUAACCAGUGGUCUGGUGGCAGACAUGAAGAUCCCCGUCUGGCUGGAGGGUAUGAGAAUGUACCGACCGUGGACACACACAUGCGACAGGCAGGUCUGGAAGAACAAUGGCUACAUUUCCUCAAAGUCUUUGUUUCUCCUCUCCAGGAGAAGGCAUUUGCUGGGUACCAUAGUGAUCCUCCUAGAUCCAUCAUGAACUUUGUGGUGCGAUAUCGACCAGAUGAGCAAGACCGACUUCGUCCACAUCAUGACUCUUCCACCUUCACCAUCAACAUUGCUCUCAACACACCGAAAGUGGAUUUUGAGGGAGGUGGAUGUCGCUUUUUGCGGUACAACUGUAGUGUGACUGCAACACGUAAAGGCUGGAUGAUAAUGCACCCAGGACGAUUAACUCACUACCACGAAGGCCUGGUCGUAACAAAAGGAGUGCGAUAUAUCAUGAUUUCAUUUGUAGAUCCUUAAUUCUAACAUUUCAAGAGUGUCAGAUUUCUGCAAAUUUCAUCUUUAUUUUUUAUAAAACUUGAAUUUGAGAGAGCUGGUAUAUGUAUGUACAUUUAAGGGGUGAAAUGUAGAGUGAAUGAUUGACAUCACUGUAUUUUAUUUAGCAUUUACAUGUACAGGAUUUCCAAAACGCAAUUUUAGAGGAAAUGUUUUGUCCAGAUUUUAUCUCUGGUGCUUGUGAUUAUGAUUAGUGAUUAAUCAAUGUGUUCAUGUCCACGUUUUGUAGCUUUUGUGUAUAAAUAAUUACAUUUUGUACUUAAUAACAGGCAAAGCAAGGUGAAUAAAGAAAAGCUUUGUUUUCCAUUUAGUGAAAUCCAUUGUAACAAUUGAAAUGUGAUUAUUGUUUUAUUGAAAUGUUUGAGAGUUAAUUGUGAUUUAUUUUGAUAUUCCGUAUUUUCAGUUUGAACCAGAGUAUGUUCAAUCCCAUGAUGCAUUAAUCAUUGAUAUGGUUGAAGUAGUAUGAAUUAUUGGUUUUUAGAAAUACCUUUGUACUUUCUAUGAUAUUUAUCAAUAUCAAGAGAAAUUCUGCCAGUUGUACGUUAUACUGUAGAAGUACUUUUUUUUUACGUGGUACAAAUUGUUUUGUUUAAGGUCUUGAAGAAUAUGUGGCCUUCUUUCUUCCAAGUUUAAGUACAUGUUCGUACAAAUCCUCAUUUUAAAUCUCGGAUUUUGCAUAAGCAUAGGUGUUGAAUAUAUGAAUAUAUUACGUAUAGAGAUCCUGUAUAUAGAUACACACACCAUAUCUAUAUGCUACUACUUAAAUUACAAGACCACACAAUUUGUAUUUAAGUAUGUAACUCAAAAUAUGAUUACACCCCUUACAAGACAUGUUUUGUUGUGUGAAACAGAAAUUACACUUGAUGAUCGCAGUUAGCCUCAAGUGCAUGAAGGCAAACCAAGAGCAGUUCGAAUACCUGUAAUAAAAACAGUCACGAGGUAUAAUGAGACAAUAGUUACUGUGAUUGAAGUUCUUCAUGCAGACAAUUCAUGCCAAAUCCUGCUCAGUGUAUGCUGUUACAGUUAAGUAGAGAUGGUUACGAUGAAAUGGAUGAAAAUGAUUAUCCGCAGAAUCACACAGAUUACAAUGGAAAUGCAAGUCAGAUUUGCAGAAUUACGAUCACAUGGACAAAAGCUUUUCUGCCAUAAUCGAGUUAAUAUACAUGGAAGUUUCUUUGAUUUGCUUUGAAUUUGCACAAGCUUAAAUGCACUCCAAUGCAACACUGCAACUUUGUAACAUAGAUUGAAGGCAAAUACUUGUACACCUGGUUUUGCAAUUGUAAGCAUGAAAUCACAUUUCCUUCUCAUUCAAUUCAAGUUUUCAAACAGCUUCAAAUUAAUUAUGUUACAUGUACAUAACAUAUAAAAUUUACAUUGUUAUCUAGUCAAUACUUAGUGUCAUAAGUUUACAUUGAAUACUGAUAUCCAUAUGCCAGCUUUAAUGGAGAAUGAAUGCCCAAAACUUACUUUUAAAACAGGUGUGUUUACAUUAUAUGUUGAUUAUUUUUUUUCAAGCUGUAGUAGAUAGAGGAUAUCAAUAGUAGACAUCAUUACUUACAAUUUGUGAAAGUAUUUUGUGUGCUUAAUAUAACUACUGGCAUUAUAAAGUAAGGUCCAUUAAUGUGAAAUCAUUGUCAAUUUUAUAUCCUUCAGUUCAGUAUGUUGCCCAAUCUAAAUAUAAUUCAAUGCUUGGAUCUAUGAGAAGCUGCACCAGAUGUAGAAUUUUAAUUAGAUUGAUAUAUUACAAUGUCUAAAGUUGGUGAUUUUUUUGGUCAUGCUUUAUACUUUUGAGAUCUUGCAAGAAUGAAUCUCAAAAUGUGAUAACUCUUUAAUGAUGUCUUUCAUGUAUUCUUUCAGCAUAUGACAAUAAAGCUGUUUAAAUUUGAAAAA